UCGCUCGCUCGAUCUCCCCCGCGGAGCGCCUUUCUCUCCGACCCGUUCCUCUCUGGUGUGCAAGCGGACUGAAGCCCGGGGUGUGUCGGGCGGGGAGUGACGGAGCGAGCGAGUGCGCCUUGGAAAUCCACAGAGCACACAGAAAAGAGAGAAAAAAAGCGAUGGUCCAAAAUCAGAAACCGACACCGCCCGGGCUCGCACAGUAACCUGACACUUGUUCACCCCUCUAAAAUAACUCGCGGGGUAUCGCAGGCUUUUCCCACAUGAAGAAGAACCAGAGCCCGGCCAAAGUCAACAUGUCAGACUACCAGAUCUCAGUGCAAGAACUUAACGAGCUGCUGUCAAACGGCAGCGGAUUUUACAGCCUGCCUACACAGCACUACAAUGAGGUAUUUCCCAGGAUUUACGUGGGUAACGCGUUUGUGGCCCAAAACGUGAUGAGGCUUCAGCGGCUGGGGGUGACACACAUCCUGAACGCGGCCGAGGGAAACUCCUUCAUGCACGUCAACACCAGUGCUGAUUUCUACGCUGGUACGGGCAUCACUUACCAUGGCAUGAAGGCCAACGACACGGAGCACUUCAACCUCAGUGCCUUCUUCGAGGAGGGGGCGGAUUUCAUCGACAAAGCCCUGGCUCAGAAAGACGGCCGUGUGUACGUGCACUGCAGAGAGGGUUACAGCCGCUCGCCCACCCUGGUCAUCGCUUACCUCAUGCUGCGCCACAAUAUGGACGUCAAGACGGCUCUCUCCAUGGUCCGGCAGAAACGAGAGAUCGGCCCCAACGACGGCUUCCUCAGACAGCUGUGCCAGCUGAACGAGAAGCUGGCGAAGGAGGGGAAGAUCAAAGGGAAAUGAGUGUCAGUGCAGGCGGGCAAGAGGGGCCUCGCAGAGAGUCCAAUCGGACCGGACCAGCUGACUUCCCUGUUCUCAUCCCCAUCACAGCCUUGCUCACCCGCUGGCCCGGUCAGAUUUGUCUUGGCUCUCUGUCAGGAUCAGCUGGGCGCUGACAGCGAUGGAGAGAAAAGGCCUGUGAACCAGAGUCCAUUUCAGAGCCCUCCCCCCAACCUCUUAUUUCUUUUGAGGGUUUCUUACAAAUCGAGAUACUGUUCCACUGCCAGCUUGUACAAGUCCUUUUCUGCUCAGAGAUUUUCAUUUUUUUAAUUUAUUUAAUUCUUAAUUAGUAUUCGUGAAAUUGUUUAGAGUUGUUUUUUUUUAUUGAGGAUGAAACUGUGAUAUAUUGUUGAUUCUUUUCAUGAUUUCUGGGUCUUUUUUCACUAAUUUGAAUUCCACUAAAAUUCACUCCUUUCGAGGCCUUAAAUAUUUUCUCGUUUUUCCUAAAGAUUUUGAGGUUGGGUGUUUUUUACAUGGUGCAGUUUCCUUUUAUGAUAGGUGAUAUAUAUGAACUAUAUUGUAUUCAAAUUAAAAAGUAUCUUAGAUAACUCCUGAUAAAAUCUUUACCACCGCAGUAUGUUUUUUGAGAGGGUUCACUUUCUUGACAGAGGGAUAAAAACAGAACUGUUGGGGUGUUAGCAAACCACCAAAAAUCAUUUUAAAAGUAUCUUCAUUGCUUAAUUUGUUUAGGAAUAUUCUCUCCUUCCUCAACUCCAACAGCAAAUGUUUUGUCAUUUUGGAAAAAAAAUACUUUACAAAUAUAAAGGAACUACUUAAUAAGA
Molecule: messenger RNA, 1672 nt
Organism: Lepisosteus oculatus (spotted gar)
Lineage: Eukaryota; Metazoa; Chordata; Actinopteri; Semionotiformes; Lepisosteidae
Gene: dusp3a
Product: dual specificity phosphatase 3a
Biological process (GO): negative regulation of MAPK cascade; protein dephosphorylation
Cellular component (GO): cytoplasm
Molecular function (GO): protein tyrosine/serine/threonine phosphatase activity; MAP kinase phosphatase activity
Source: RefSeq, a predicted model, not a curated record